GUCCACAUGUAAAAGAGAAGCCAAAGAAUUACUGUUCAUCUCUCAUAUAAAAUCUACUAGUGUUCAUUGUUCCUUGAUACUUUACAGUAAAGAGAAUCCAGCUAAUCAGAGUGCCUUCCUAGAAAUAAGAUUGGUGACUUAGUGUUUAACACUUCUGAGGAUGACUCUGUUUUGUUGUGAAAACUUUUAAAGUAAAAUUGCCCCUGAUACAGUUUCUCAUGUUUCAUAUAUAGGAUCACCAAAAUUUUUUGAGACUGCUCACAGAGACCGAAAACUGGCUCUAUGAAGAAGGAGAGGACCAAGCUAAACAAGCAUAUGUUGACAAGUUGGAAGAAUUAAUGAAAAUUGGCACUCCAGUUAAAGUUCGGUUUCAAGAAGCUGAGGAACGACCAAAAAUGUUUGAAGAACUGGGACAGGGACUGCAGCACUAUGCCAAGAUAGCUGCAGACUUCAGAAAUAACGAUGAGAAAUAUAAUCAUAUUGAUGAGUCUGAGAUGAAAAAGGUUGAGAAGUCUGUUAAUGAAGUGAUGGAGUGGAUGAAUAAUAUCAUGAAUGCUCAGGCUAAAAAGAGUCUUGAUCAAGAUCCAGUUGUACGUGCUCAGGAAAUUAAAGCAAAAAUAAAGGAGUUGAAUAACACUUGUGAACCCGUCGUAACACAACCCAAGCCAAAAAUUGAAUCACCCAAGCUGGAAAGAACUCCAAAUGGCCCAAAUAUUGAUAAAAAGGAAGAAGAUUUAGAAGGCAAAGAAAAUUUUGGUGCUGAGCCUCCACAUCAGAAUGGAGAAUGUUACCCAAACGAGAAGAGUUCCAUUAAUAUGGACUUGGACUAGAUAACAUUACAUUGGCGUAGUCCUUCAAUGAAUAAAAUAUUUUUGCCAUAGUAUGUGAUUCUACAUAACAUACUGAGACUAUUUAUAUUUUCUUUUUUAAGGAUGUUUAGAAAUUUUGUGUAUUAUAUGGAAAGAGAAAAAAGCUUAAGUCUGUAGUCUUUAUGAUCCUAAAAGGGAAAAUUGCCUUGGUAACUUUCAGAUUCCUGUGGAAUUGUGAAUUCAUACUAAGCUUCUGUGCAGUAUUACCAUUUGCAUCACUGAGGAUGAAACUGACUUUUGUCUUUUGGAGAAAAGAAAACAAACUGUACUGCUUGUUCAAGAGGGCUGUGAUUAAAAUCUUGAAGCAUUUGCUCCUGCCAAGGUAGUUUUCUUGCAUUUUGCUCUCCAUUUCAGCAUGUGUGUGGGUGUGGCUGUUUAUAAACAAGACUAAGUCUGAUUUCAUAAGGGCUUUCUAAUAUUAAUUCUGUCCAAUAGAAUAUGACUUUUUGCUUUGAUAUUAAAAAUCAACGAGUAAAGCAAAAGCUAGUGAAAUGUGUUAGCAGCAUGCAGAACAAAAACUUUCAACUGUAUCUCCUGUCAUACAGUACAUUGUCAUGUGAAGGUGUAAAUUGGAAGAAAUGUUGAUUCUGUUUGUAACUGAUAUUGUGAAGCCUUUUAUGAGCUUUAAAAUAAAGUUCAUCUUAUGGUGUCAUUUCUAAA
Leptonychotes weddellii (Weddell seal) is the source of this 1529-nucleotide messenger RNA. The record is from RefSeq and is a predicted model, not a curated record. Lineage: Eukaryota; Metazoa; Chordata; Mammalia; Carnivora; Phocidae.